Eremothecium gossypii ATCC 10895 is the source of this 954-nucleotide messenger RNA. It is a transcript of the gene IZH1, whose product is annotated as PAQR-type receptor. Gene Ontology annotation, cellular component: membrane. The transcript has a single exon. The record is from RefSeq and is marked provisional. NCBI's taxonomy places the organism in Eukaryota, Fungi, Ascomycota, Saccharomycetes, Saccharomycetales, Saccharomycetaceae. Gene Ontology annotation, molecular function: signaling receptor activity. Bases 1 to 954 code for a protein of 317 amino acids.
AUGUCUGAGGAGCGGGGCAUGAAGGAGCAAACUAUUUCGGAGAUGGCUCAGGAGAUGGCCCACACCACUAGCGAAGGCCUCAAAAAGCGCAUUCGUAAGCUUUAUACUUUCGAUGAGCUUCCCGCUUGGCAGAAGGACAACGAGCUCAUUCUCAGUGGGUACGUGCGCGAGACGAACUCGGUGAAGGAGUGUCUCCGCGCAAUGACCUACUUCAACAACGAGUCUAUCAACAUAUAUACCCACCUUAUCCCAGGUGUUGCAUACCUAGUACUCUUUUUGAUUUUCGCGGACUUGGUCUUGGCCCAGCUACUGCCGGGGUUGGACGCCGGCGAGCACCGGAUGCUUCGGUUCUACUUGUUGGGGGCGUUCACGUGCCUGGCGUGCAGCUCGUGCUUCCACUGCUUGAAACAGCACUCGGAGCCGCACAGCCGGCUCUGGUCGAAGGUCGACUACCUGGGGAUCCUCGCCCAGAUCACCUGCUCCACGAUCUCGCUUCUAUACUACGGUUACCACAGCUAUCCCUCACACUUCGUGUUUUUCAGCACCCUUACUGUGGCUCUUUGCAGUGCGUGUGCAGUGCUGGUCCUGAACGAUAGCUUCAACACGGUAGCGUUCCGGCCUCUACGAGCAUUUCUCUUUAUGGCAUUCGGAUUGAGCGGCGUUAUUCCCGUUCUUGCCGGAAGCUACCAGUUUGGGUUUGCUGAGUGGGCUGCUCGCAUCCAGCUGAAGUACGUCUUGUAUGAGGCAGUGUUCUACAUUACAGGAGCUCUCGUGUACGGAUUCAGAAUACCGGAGCGCUUUGCGCCGGGGAAGUUCGAUAUGGUAGGCCACUCGCACCAAAUAUUCCAUCUCUUGGUUGUCUUGGGGACGCUAUGCCACUUUAGAGCUGUUACCGGAUCGUACAUCUUUAUCUGCACAGGAAAGCACUAUUCAAGCUUGCUAAUGUUUAUAUAG